UGUACCACUUCACAAUUGUCGUCAUUGCUAUCAACGAAGUGAAUUUAAACUGCAAAAUGAGGGAGACAUACUUUCAUAUCGGUUUGAAAAUGAAUUUUAAAACUGUCUGCUUCUUUUUUACAUAUUUGACGAGCGUCUGUUCUCAGUUUUUGUAUGAAACUAAUUACCAGCAGCACAACAUUUUGAAUAGAAGAAGCAGGGACGUUGUAUUUCUCUCGGUACUUGAUAAAACAGAAAAUCUUUUAAAAGAGACAAUGUAUAAAAUGCAAAGGAAUGAACAGCGUGCAGUUGCUUACGAGGUCUUGCUAAAGAUGUAUAGCACAGGACAAUUUCUAAAUGAUAGGACAAUAGAUGAAAUAUGUACUCGAUACCCAGACUUGAUAAUCAGAAGUCCAGAGGAUUGUCACAGAUAUUACAACUGUUCUGGAGAGGAUCCUGCAUUUACCGGCAUGUACAAUAAUUGGCCCUCUCAGUAUAAAUACGAGUGUCAUUAUCCUUUGAUGUUUUCUGACGAAACUCUUCAGUGUGAACAUUAUACUAAAACAAAUUGCGGAACUAGAUAUUCACCAACAUGGGAAUGUCGAUACUAUAGGCUACAAUGUAAAAGCUCGCGUUGCUAUCCCUGUGAAUUAGAGUAUCCAAAAUGCGAGGACAAAGAAGACGGUUUAUGGCCACAACCUGAAAAAAGAUUUUCCCCAUAUUAUAUGAUUUGUAAGGACAACAGAACUAUAGAAACAGGACGAUGUCCAUCCGACAAAGUAUGGGGGCCAACAGCCUUUCCUUAUAAAGGACAAUGUGUAGGUAUUUUUGCUGUCCCAAAAGAGUAUAAUCCAUACGGUUUACUUCCAUCAUGCAACGGAGAAACGAACGGAAAUUACCAAUAUAAAGAGCGAUGCGAUGCAUAUUAUAAAUGCGACAAUGGAAUAGCUUUCGCAGUGAAAUGUCCUAAUGGCACCUUGUUUGAUUCUGCCAAUAAAACAUGUGCAGUUGGAGGAGUAUGCAUCUAUUGAUGAACAAGGAAUACUUUGGGAGUGGCUAAUUAAGGGACGGAUUGGCGUGGACAUUAUGAUG
Molecule: messenger RNA, 1071 nt
Organism: Magallana angulata
Lineage: Eukaryota; Metazoa; Mollusca; Bivalvia; Ostreida; Ostreidae
Exons: 3
Coding region: 57-1010 (317 amino acids)
Cellular component (GO): extracellular region
Molecular function (GO): chitin binding
Source: RefSeq, a predicted model, not a curated record